GCGCUCUGGGCUCGCAGCCGCGCUCGCCCGGGUGGUGUUCCUGCGGUGGCCGCGGUGCCAUGGUGCCGCCGCCGCUGUCGCUGCCUCUCUGCACGCUGCCGCCAGGCCCUGGGCCCCCGCGCUUCGUGUGCUAUUGCGAGGGGGAGGGAAGCGAGGACGGAGGCUGCGGCGGCUUCAACCUCUAUGUGACGGACGCCGCGGAGCUUUGGAGCACCUGCUUCACGGCGGACAGCCUGGCUGCUUUCAAAGCCCGUUUCGGCCUGAGUGCGGCUGAGGAUAUCACCCCCCGGUUCAGGGCAGCCUGCGAGCAGCAAGCUGUGACCUUCGCCCUGCAGGAGGACAGAGCAUCCCUCACCCUGUCUGGGGGCCCCGCGGCCCUGGACUUGGAGCUCUCCAAGGUGCCGGCCCCGGAGGCAGCCUCCAGGUUGCAGGCCCUGACACUGAGCCUGGCAGAGCAAGUGUGCACCUUGAGGAGGCAGCUGGCAGUGGUGCAGGUGACAGCCGCCAGCCCCAAGAAGAGCCCUUGUCUGGCAGGGCCUCAGCUCUUCCUACCAGACCCGGACCCUCAGAGAAGUGGCCCUGGACUUGGGGUCAGGAGGCGGUGUCCAGGAGAGUCCCUCAUCAACCCUGGCUUCAAGAGUAAGAAACCAGCCAGUGGUGUGGACUUUGAAAGCCCCUGAAGACGAAGGACAAAGUGUGGCCCUGCCAAGAGUCUGCCCAUGAGGUGGGGACAGCCCCUGAGACCCCACAGCCUCCACCUGCCCAUCCUGCCGCCAGACAGGAACCAGCCUGCUCCGCAGACCCCUUCCCCUUGAAAUAAAUGCUUCCUCUGCUGGAGGAGACGGCCA
Messenger RNA from Suricata suricatta (meerkat), 848 nucleotides. It is a transcript of the gene PAXX, whose product is annotated as PAXX non-homologous end joining factor. The transcript is spliced from 7 exons. Gene Ontology annotation, molecular function: molecular adaptor activity. The record is from RefSeq and is a predicted model, not a curated record. Gene Ontology annotation, biological process: double-strand break repair via nonhomologous end joining. Gene Ontology annotation, cellular component: nonhomologous end joining complex; nucleus; site of double-strand break. Bases 60 to 680 code for a protein of 206 amino acids. Lineage: Eukaryota; Metazoa; Chordata; Mammalia; Carnivora; Herpestidae.